Molecule: messenger RNA, 555 nt
Organism: Gracilinanus agilis (Agile Gracile Mouse Opossum)
Lineage: Eukaryota; Metazoa; Chordata; Mammalia; Didelphimorphia; Didelphidae
Product: interferon alpha-16-like
Exons: 1
Coding region: 1-555 (184 amino acids)
Biological process (GO): humoral immune response; T cell activation involved in immune response; B cell differentiation
Cellular component (GO): extracellular region
Molecular function (GO): cytokine activity; type I interferon receptor binding
Source: RefSeq, a predicted model, not a curated record
AUGACCUCCUUGACUUUAUUGCCAGUUGUCCUGGCUCUGCUCUGCUGCAGCACCCUCUGCUCCCUGGGCUGUGACUUGACUCAGGGUCUUCUGGAAGACUUCUUACUUCUAAGCCAAAUGAGCACGUUUUCCCACUUUUUGCCAUGUCUGAAGGAUAUGACCAACUUCAGUUUCCCAAAGGAAGCCAUGGAAGGCAGCCAGCUCCAGAGGAAAGAUUCCACAAUCAUUGUUCAUGAGAUGGUCCACCUGACCUUCACCCUCUUCAGCCAGAAUGCUGUUCCUGCUCCUUGGAAUCAGACUCAGCUCAGGCAACUGCUCAUUGGACUGGAUCACCAGCUAGAACAGCUGGAAAGUUGUCUUGUACAAGAUGUGGAGUGGGAAGUACCUUCCUUGGAAAGUGAGAACUCCAUGAUGGCUCUGAAGAGCUAUUUCCAAGGAAUAAUCCAGUACCUUCAAGGAAAAGGGUAUAGUCGUUGUGCCUGGGAAUUCACCCGGAUAGAAAUCAGGAGAGUCUUUCUGUUUAUGAGCAAACUCACCAGAAAAUUCAGGGACUAA